AUGGCCGGUUUAGAACAGUCCCUCUUCCAGCUCAAAUUCACAGCCAAGCUGUUGAACAGGCAGGCGUCGAAGGCCGCCAAAGAAGAAUUGCAAGAGAAAACCAAAACGAAAAAGGCGUUGAUGCAAGGCAACAAGGACAUUGCGCAGCUAUACGCCCAGAAUGCCAUAAGAAAAUCCAACGAGCGCGUGAAUUUGUUGAGAUUGGCAUCCCGAAUCGACGCGGUGGCCUCCAGGGUUCAGACCGCGGUCAGCAUGAGGUCGGUCACGGGAAACAUGACGACCGUCAUCAAGGGCAUGGACAAGGCGCUCCAGACCAUGAACUUGGAGAGGAUCUCGGUGGUCAUGGACAAGUUCGAGAAUCAGUUCGAGGAAUUGGACGCACUGACCAACUACUACGAGUCUGCCACCAAUAACGUGAAUGCGCUAACGACGCCACAGGAAGACGUGGACGAGUUGAUGAGCCAAAUUGCCGACGAGGCCGGCAUAGAAAUGAAGCAGGGGUUGAACGAGACGAAGGUGGACAUUGUCAGUCCGCCCUCGGCCGUGAGUGAGGAGAAAGAAGACAGGCUUGCAGAGCGGUUGCGUGCGUUGAGAAAUUGA
Messenger RNA from Metschnikowia bicuspidata var. bicuspidata NRRL YB-4993, 600 nucleotides. RefSeq lists its product as uncharacterized. Gene Ontology annotation, cellular component: ESCRT III complex; multivesicular body. Gene Ontology annotation, biological process: late endosome to vacuole transport; endosome transport via multivesicular body sorting pathway; protein transport. Bases 1 to 600 code for a protein of 199 amino acids. The record is from RefSeq and is a predicted model, not a curated record. NCBI's taxonomy places the organism in Eukaryota, Fungi, Ascomycota, Pichiomycetes, Serinales, Metschnikowiaceae. The transcript has a single exon.